CCUUUUAUAUACAGGCGUAAGAUGUUAAAAAUAGUUGCCGCAUUUGCAACCUUAAAACAACAUGCAUAUUAGACACAUUUAAAAACGAUCAGUACAUAACUAAAUGACAUUAUAAUAACCGCACUACGCAUGACCAUCCGUAUAAAAGACCAUCGGAAGGCGAUAGAAUUUAUCAUUUCGUGCCUACUAUUUGAAACCGUCCAAACCAACUCAGUCCAACCAACAAUGAAGGCUACUCUGUUCUUCCUGGUCGUCGUCCUGUGCGCAGUGGCUCUGGCUGCUCCACCAUCCGAACAGAAGCGGGGUGGAAAGGGAAAGUCCGAAGUACAGGGCAAGGGCAACCGACAGGACGAGUCGGGAUCGAUGGAGGACGGACAGCAGGGUGGCAGCUCGGAGGAGAGUCAUGGUGGAAAGGGUGGAAAGGGCGGAAAGGGCGGCAAGGGAGGAAAGGGAGGAAAGGGCGGUAUGGAUCGUGAGAUGGAAAGCUCGCCGCGUCGCAUGGAGAGCCCGAAAGGAAAGGGAAAGCAGGAGCAGCAGAAGGAACACGGCAAGGGCCGUGAAAAUGGCAAGGGCAAGAAGAACUAAGGUGACGAUUGGUUCGAGUGAUGGUUGAACAAUAAAGCAUCUUGAAAACAAAA
Molecule: messenger RNA, 638 nt
Organism: Anopheles arabiensis
Lineage: Eukaryota; Metazoa; Arthropoda; Insecta; Diptera; Culicidae
Product: eggshell protein 2A-like
Exons: 1
Coding region: 130-585 (151 amino acids)
Biological process (GO): neuropeptide signaling pathway
Molecular function (GO): neuropeptide hormone activity
Source: RefSeq, a predicted model, not a curated record